Molecule: messenger RNA, 699 nt
Organism: Exaiptasia diaphana
Lineage: Eukaryota; Metazoa; Cnidaria; Anthozoa; Actiniaria; Aiptasiidae
Exons: 4
Coding region: 1-699 (232 amino acids)
Source: RefSeq, a predicted model, not a curated record
AUGACUUCUGAUUAUAGUAACAAGUCUAACCAAAGUAAUGGUGAUAACAACCUGCAUGCUAACAAUGACAAUUUAUCAGACGUAAUCACAAAGAAGCUGGAGGAGCUGUUUGAUGAAGCUAUUGUGUCCAAAUGUAAAGACGAAGAUGUUACAUAUAAAGAAGCCAUCCAAGACUUACUUUCAAAAGAGGCAGAUUCGCCAAUUUACACAAAACUGGGUCUCAAUUAUGGUAAAGCCAUUCGCUUUAGAAACGAGUUUUCCAAAUUGUUCUCGCCAACAACAUUAACAUUGGCCAAAGGCAAAAACAAACGUUCGAUGGGAAAAUUGGAGUCAUGCACGCCAGAGAUGAAACGACUCUACCUUCAAAAACGUAAAAGAGUUGUCACUUUAACAAAGACGCACUGGAAAAAUGAUUUUCCCAAGUUUCACACACCAGAAAGCAAGGCGGAACUGCUCGAGUUUGCAGAAUCCAUUGAACAGGAUUGUGCCAUACCUGGCAUAGGUUUUGGUAUUGAUGGAAUAUGUGAUCACAUAAGAUCAUACUUUAGUGAGCAAAGGAGAUACAGUAAGUUCAGAAGAUCAUCUGAAGAAUCAAGUGAUUCAUCAUCAGGCAAUGGGGACACCCCUCCAGAGCCAAGAAUGACCAUGGUAUGUGUUGCUGUGCCAGGUUUAUCCAUGAUUAUUCAUUCUUUACAUUGA